Carica papaya (papaya) is the source of this 1808-nucleotide messenger RNA. NCBI's taxonomy places the organism in Eukaryota, Viridiplantae, Streptophyta, Magnoliopsida, Brassicales, Caricaceae. The record is from RefSeq and is a predicted model, not a curated record.
CUUCUUUUCCCUUAAAAGAAACAAAGCUCUUUCCCGUCUCCUCUCAAAACUUAUGAAGAACUUCACAGUUGCGGAGACAGAAUACAGUUUUUGACUAGUUAGAAAACUUGUUAAGUUCCAACUUCUCAUCUUUGGUUUGUACUCAAACCCUAGCCCUAAUUACCACCAAUCUUUUGGUUUGUACUCAAUCAUCUUCUUUACCAUAGCAGCGAGAAAAGGAAAAGAAAAAUAAAUUGGAAUUGCAAUGGAGAAUCUCGCUCUCUCUUCGGCUCACGCAGCAGCAUUCAAGGAAUCGGAAUCUCUGGAGGGCAAGUGCGCUAAGAUCGAAGGCUACGAUUUCAACGAAGGAGUGAACUAUCCCCAGCUUCUCAAAUCCAUGAUCACAACUGGGUUUCAAGCUUCCAAUCUCGGGGACGCCAUUGAAGUCGUCAAUCAGAUGCUAGACUGGAGGCUUGCUGAUGAAAGUGUGACAGAGGAUUGUAGUGAGCAGGAGAGGGACCAGGCUUACAGAGAGUCUGUGAGGUGUAAAGUGUUUUUGGGUUUUACUUCAAAUCUUAUUUCUUCUGGUGUUAGGGAUACAAUUCGCUAUCUUGUUCAACAUCGUAUGGUUGAUGUUGUGGUUACUACUGCGGGUGGUGUGGAGGAAGAUCUAAUAAAAUGCCUUGCACCCACGUACAAAGGUGAUUUUUCUCUACCUGGAGCUCUUUUGCGAUCAAAAGGAUUGAACCGCAUUGGUAACUUGUUGGUUCCAAAUGAAAACUACUGCAAAUUUGAGGAUUGGAUUAUUCCAAUUUUUGACCAGAUGUUGAAAGAACAGGUUGAAGAGGUAUUUCUUUGCAUCAUUAAUGGGUGCAAUUAUUUUCUUUUUUCUUUCUUGUUUCCUCUCUUCGCGCUAUUUAUACAUUUUCCAACUUCUUGCAAAUCGUUGAUGUUUCCUUUGACAGAUCUUUCAUGGAAAUAUGAGAAUGAAAUUCCAGUCUUCUGUCCAGGCUUAACAGAUGGCUCUUUGGGGGACAUGUUGUAUUUCCAUUCUUUUCGCAGCUCAAGCUUGAUCAUUGACAUAGUGCAAGAUAUUAGAGCUAUGAAUGGUGAAGCCGUCCAUGCAAGUCCCAGAAAAACAGGAAUGAUAAUUCUGGGAGGAGGAUUGCCAAAGCAUCACAUCUGUAAUGCCAAUAUGAUGCGCAAUGGUGCGGAUUAUGCUGUAUUUAUCAAUACAGCACAAGAGUUUGAUGGGAGUGAUUCUGGAGCUCGCCCUGAUGAGGCUGUGUCAUGGGGUAAAAUUCGAGGUUCUGCCAAAACCGUCAAGGUACAUUGUGAUGCAACUAUUGCUUUCCCUCUGCUGGUUGCAGAGACAUUUGCCACAAAAGAAAAAAUUCCUCUUGAAACCAACACACUCUAGAUUUAUACCAGUGAAGCUACUAAUUGGCUUUUUCAUAUAUUUAUUUUAAUUGCCUCUUACUAUUUGAAGAGGAUCAGAGUUACAACAGAUGGUACAUGGCUGGCCUGUGUGGUGUUGACAACACUGCAGGCUAUGAUGGAUUCGGCAUUGAGAAGAUGGAUGACUGAUAUUGUUGGCGGCAAAAAACAAGUAUUGAUAAUCAGUAUCGUCUCUCUUUUGAGUUAUCUGUAGUACUGUUUACUUUUAUUGCAGUACAUGAACUCAUGAAGGUAUCUUUUGGCAUUGUGGGCACAUCCCGCCAGAACACUGCUUUUCAUGUCCUUCCAAUUUGUUAUCUGUAACUGCACUUGAUGUGCUCUUUGGUGGUUUUGCUUUUGCUUUGUUAUAUAUAGUGGUGCAUUUUGACGAA